Molecule: messenger RNA, 901 nt
Organism: Hymenoscyphus albidus
Lineage: Eukaryota; Fungi; Ascomycota; Leotiomycetes; Helotiales; Helotiaceae
Source: the annotation of a GenBank genome assembly
CAGCAACCUUGGAAAGGCGAUGGACCAAUGAGUGCAAGCAAGUUUGGCCUCCCCUCAUUUCCUUCAUAAAAUCAGCUCAUCUGUGUGACCUCUCAACGUCUCGUCUCUUCUACAUUCUACUCCACACUUCAAACAAUCAAUUCUUUCCUACGAACGAAAACACUUCACCGAUACAAUCAACAUCGCAAAGAAGAUACUACUUCACAUCAACACAAUGGCUCAACCAAAGUCUAGAGUUCCUCUCAUGGUCACCCUCGCUGCCGCUGGUGGUGUUGGUUACUAUCUGUAUACUGCGGGUGGAAGCCCAAAGGUUGCUGAGAAGCAAUUUGAGAGUAUGUUCCCUUCAAUUAUGUCCCUCUCUACUCUUUUCUUUGGGAUCGUUCCUCAAAUCCCCUUUAUCUUGUCAUUGUGCUAACAACAACCUCAAGGUGACAUCUCCAAGGCCUCAGCCAAGCUCAAGUCCGAGAUGCCAGGCCGAACAAACCAAGCCCAGAAGGAAACAGAGAAGUGGGGAAGCGAGGCCGGUGCAAAAGUUGAUUCUCUGGUUAGUUCAUCCCUGAUAUCUUUUCUAAUGAGAUAUCAGCAUCACCAUCAAACCAUUUCUCUCCAUACAUUUACUAACACCCCUCCCCAGGUUGAGAAAGCCAAGGCUGAAGCUGCCCGCGCCGAAUCAGCAACAAUGAAGAAGAUCGACGAGGUCGACCGCAAAGUCGAGGCCCAAGCCGCAAAGGCAAAGUCGUCGUGGUUCAGUGGAAAGUAAAACACUCCACCAAUCUACUCAGAUUGGGAGGGGAAUAAGGGGAGUAAUGGACGGAAUGAUACCUAUUGGGCUGGCGUGAUGGGACAACAGAACGACCUGGAUGACGGAAAACGAUGCAUGGGAUUGGGUGGUUGGUUGGUU